UCUCGUUUAACCACGCUUACACUAUCCAAUAAACUCGAAUAACCCGAUCGUUACCCGUUUCGUUUCCGAAACUAAACUCUGUUUAAUCGCUCCGAUAACCGCCAUGGAAGGAGGCGGAGGAACGCUAUCGGAGGUUCACCAAACCGCGAGAAAGCUGCUGCUCAAAACACGCGACGGCCUCGAACGUCUCGAGCGCCUGGAGUAUUCCAACUCCUCCUCCUCGUCAUCCGAUCUCUCCUUCGCCGUAAGCAAAGACAUCACUCAGAUCCAAUCUCUCUGUGUCGAGAUGAAUCGCCUCUUGCGAUCCAUUGGCGCCAAAUCUCAACGUGAUCUCUGGAAAAGGAAAUUGGAACAAAUAGCUGAAGAGGCUGAGUCGUUGAGAGAGAGUUUAGAGAAAUAUAACUCGAGGAAUCAUAAACGAAUGAUGGAAGCUAAAGAUAGAGCGGAACUUCUGGGAAGAGCUAAUGGGGAUUCUAGCCAUGUUAUGAGGAUUUAUGAUGACGAUGCGCAAGCGAUACAGUCGGUUCGCAGUUCUGCGCGUGAAUUGGAAAACGCUAAUGCACUUGGGGAAACUAUACUUUCAUCUAUUCAUGGACAAAGGGAACGCUUGAAGAGUGCGCAAAGAAAAGCAUUGGAUGUUCUCAAUACAGUGGGGAUAUCAAACCGUGUUUUGAGGCUAAUUGAAAGACGCAACCGUGUAGAUCAAUGGAUCAAGUAUACGGGGAUGAUAUUGACUAUCAUUUUCUUGGUUGCUUUUGUUUUGUGGAGACGUUAACACCGCCAGUUGUUGAACAAUAGACAUAUUUCUCAUGUUUCUCAGUGGAAAGUGUAUAAAAUUUUGAUUUAAGGUCUUUCAAGGCUAACCAGCAGAGCAGUUUUUCCAGAAAAAAAAAAAAAUACUCAUGUUUAUUACUGUCAGUGACACCCUAGAUAUCUGGGUGGAAUUGUCCAUGCCUGAUAUACUAUAGUUUGUUUGGAUUCAGAGACAGGAUCUAAGCCUUGCACACUGAAAGGAUAAAAUUCACUCCUGUUAUUUAUUGAUUUUAAUAUUUGUUCAUUGAGUAUUGUAUAUUUUAACUUUCAUUGUAAGAAUGUGUAUUCAACUUAAUUUCUUUUGCAAGUA
This is a messenger RNA of Vicia villosa (hairy vetch), 1123 nucleotides long. Its product is annotated as membrin-11-like. Gene Ontology annotation, molecular function: SNAP receptor activity; SNARE binding. NCBI's taxonomy places the organism in Eukaryota, Viridiplantae, Streptophyta, Magnoliopsida, Fabales, Fabaceae. Bases 104 to 775 code for a protein of 223 amino acids. Gene Ontology annotation, cellular component: SNARE complex; endoplasmic reticulum membrane; late endosome membrane. Gene Ontology annotation, biological process: vesicle fusion; vesicle-mediated transport. The transcript is spliced from 4 exons. The record is from RefSeq and is a predicted model, not a curated record.